Molecule: messenger RNA, 866 nt
Organism: Physella acuta
Lineage: Eukaryota; Metazoa; Mollusca; Gastropoda; Physidae
Source: RefSeq, a predicted model, not a curated record
AUUGAGUAAAAGAUUUGCGAUAAGUGUACGCAAAGGACUUCCACGCCAAAAAAAUUAAGUGGCCAUUGAGAAUAACAAACCUCUUCUCACAUUUCUAGGACACUCCAUGGGGGGUGGCUGAGGCAGGCAAAAGCUGGAUGCCGGUCCUUUAGACUUUAGCUGUAAGCACUGGUGUGAGAUAGACAGCAUAAGCACUGCACCUUUCCAAGGAUGGAUGUUCUUCGAGACAAGCAAUGCUUACAUUAAGAAAAGUAUCCUCAACUGUUCUAUGGUCUAUUACUAUCAAACGAUCCACGUGGUUUGUAGCGAGGCAGUUGUUACUUUUGGCAAAAGUCUUUCUCAAUCCUCGGCAGGUAAAGGAGAAUAUAGAAUGAAUCUUCUGGACGCGAAUAUUUACCUACGACCUUUGUAUCUGCAGCUUAAAUUAAGCGACAGCCAAAGAACGUACACCAUAAUGAUGGAACGGAUAGAGGACUUCAAGUUUUUUAUCAGAUCUAUCCAGUCCCAGAAGUUACAAAAAGCCAUGGAAAAGGAAAUGUUCCUGAAUCAGAAAAUCCAACAUCUCCACAGAUCUAUGGCCCAGCAUGUCGCGGCUAUAUACCCAGAUGUGGCCACCAAUGACGAUGACUGUUCAAAGAUUUAUAAACUGAUACACCAAGAAAUGAAUAAGAAAGUGGAACCAAAGAAAAAAAGGAGAUACUACAUGAGAUUAGCUUGUCUAGCAAAGAGGCGGAGGUUAAUUGAUUAUUUUUUCUAUCAUGUAUGGUGGUUCUAAGCCAUAGUGUCGUUUAGUAAACUAGUAUGACCUUCUGCAUGUAACUAUGUUGUUUUCAUAAAAAAUUUAAAAUAAACUUUUGAUAAAUUCA